Messenger RNA from Mollisia scopiformis, 1965 nucleotides. RefSeq lists its product as uncharacterized. The transcript has 6 exons. Lineage: Eukaryota; Fungi; Ascomycota; Leotiomycetes; Helotiales; Mollisiaceae. Bases 267 to 1832 code for a protein of 521 amino acids. The record is from RefSeq and is a predicted model, not a curated record.
GUUGCGUAGUGAGAAUAUUUCAAAGCUUGCUCUUUCCUCAGUUGUCGAGAGUGAGUAAGUGACUCAAUUUAAAGCGAAAAUCGCACGAUCAUCUGGAGAUUUGUCAAACGAGUGUUACUACCUAACAUUUCUAUUUGAGUUGUUUUUGAAUGCUUUCUCGUUUCUUCGUCCGAAGUACUCGACUUGGUUCAAACAUCAGUUUCGAAUCUCAAGUUUCUCUCCUCAAAACCCGAUCUUCACAGCACGUACACCGCAGAGCCUUCAGCAUGUCUUCAAAUGUCAAGCCCGAAAGGCCUGUUGGAAAGAAGCUGGUUAUUGCCUGUGACGGAACAUGGCAGAACAGCGAUGCAGGAUUCGAGCAAUCUCUUGGACAACCAGCUACAGCUCAAAUCCCUACGAAUGUUACCCGCAUUGUCAGAGCUCUGAACCACGAAGACGAGAAUGGCGUCUCCCAGAUCGCAUACUAUCAGAGAGGUGUUGGAUCAGAUGGCGAUCUUGAGGAUAAGUUGAUUGGAGGCAUGACGGGAAACGACAUCUCCGAGCAUAUUCGAGAAGCGUAUGCCUUCGUGGCUAAUAAUUAUGAUCCCUGGAGACCCGAAGAUUUGGAAGCUGCGUUGAAGGACGAGACCAAGCCCAUGGACGAGAUUGUCAUAUUGGGAUUCUCGAGAGGAGCAUACACUGCCAGAGCUAUCUCUUCCAUCAUCACUGAUAUGGGUCUCUUGACUCGCAAGGGAAUGGAGCAGUUCUGGGGCAUUUUCACAGAUUGGAUGAAUCAGGAUGUCGACGGAAAGGAGAGUGGAUGGUUCAUGGCCAAUUACCCAAAGAUCGCGAGUGAUUUCAAGGCUGCGAAUGGCAGAAGUAUCAUCUUCACGGAUCCGGAGUAUAGGAACGCAUUGAUCCAAAACAAGUUGACAAGGUGGGGUAUGCCCAUUCGUGCUGUUGGUGUCUGGGACACUGUUGGUUCUUUGGGUAUCCCAAAACCUUUGAACUCCAAGAAUGUCAGACCAUAUGCAUUUGUUAACACCAAGGUGGCUCAACAUAUCCAAUAUGCAUUCCAUGCAAUUGCCAUUGAUGAGCGUCGAAAUCUCUUUUCCCCAACGGUUUGGGAAAAGCCAGACGAUAUUGCUCCAGGCCAACCAGCAAUGCUUAAGAAGCUGAAGCAAUGCUGGUUCCCUGGCUCCCAUUCCAAUAUCGGAGGAGGAUAUCCAGAUGCUAGCGCUUCAGUCCUCAGCUUGGCAUGGAUGGUCAGUCAGCUUGAGGACAACGGCAAGAUCUUGUCCUUCGAUCCCAAGUACUUGGAUUAUGUCCAAGAUCUUGCCAAUCAAUUGUACAUCGCAAACAAGCAGCCCGUCAGACCAUGGGGAUUUGGAACCCUGUAUGAUUCUUCGAUCAUCAAGGACCCAGAGUCUCUUAUAGAAGGAAUUGAUCCAAUCAACAGAACUCCGGGCAGAUACCAGGAGACUGAUAUCAGAACCGGAAAGCCAAAUGGAACACCGCUCAAAGAUACACACGAAUGCAUUCAUCGAUGUGUGAGGCAAAGAAUGGAAGGAGACGGGCCAGGCAUACAGGCAUGGACUACCAAUUCUCCCGUGGACAAACUCUUACUUUUGGGCAAGCAGGCUCUAGGACUGCACCCAGACAUGCUUGCAGAAACAAAGAGCUAUACUCCAAAAGCAUUGGGUAACUAUACCCUAGUGGAUGACAAGACAAAGGGAACAGGCGGUAUUUACUACAAGGCUCAUGAUACGGGGAAGAACCUACUUGAGGAUGAGCUUGGUGCUACAGAAAUCAGAUUGUUGGAGAGGCAGAUUGCUAGAUUGACGAAGGCUUGAGCCUUUUUGCUGUUGAACUUGUUUGUGUGAAGGCAUAGUGGGAUUGAGGUUGGUGUAAUUGGAACAGUUCUGGCCUUGGCUUUUGCUUGAGUAUGACAGCCUGGAAAUUGACAAUCACGGCACUUGCCUCCCU